Messenger RNA from Neopsephotus bourkii (Bourke's parrot), 4216 nucleotides. RefSeq names its product unc-51 like kinase 4 (gene ULK4). Gene Ontology annotation, molecular function: ATP binding; protein kinase activity. Gene Ontology annotation, biological process: protein phosphorylation. Bases 269 to 4120 code for a protein of 1283 amino acids. The transcript is spliced from 37 exons. The record is from RefSeq and is a predicted model, not a curated record. NCBI's taxonomy places the organism in Eukaryota, Metazoa, Chordata, Aves, Psittaciformes, Psittacidae.
UUCUUUCUCCAAUAUGCUGCUUUUCUGUGGUUUUAGGAUAACUGCAUCGAGAACUGGUCUUGUUGAAAAAAAGCAGUUUUAUAAACAAAAUGGAGUAAAUCAUGCAGAGAUGAGAAAGAACAACUCCUCGGCUUGGAGCUAAUUAAAUUGGUAGUUGGAAGAACUAGGCAAGAAUGUGAAGCUGUCCUGGAGCUGGAAGAACUUACUACAAGAGUUUAUGAGACUAAUACCAUGUUUCUAAUCCAUUGCCUGUAGAGCAUCCUUAAGCAUGGAGAACUUCGUUCUGUAUGAGGAGAUCGGAAGAGGAAAUAAGACAGUUGUCUAUAAAGGAAGAAGAAAGGGAACAAUUAAUUUUGUUGCCAUUCUUUGCACUGACAAAUGCAAAAGAGCUGAAAUAACAAACUGGGUUCGUCUGACUCAUAAAAUCAGACACAGGAAUAUAGUGAGAUUUCAUGAAUGGUAUGAAACAAGCAACCAUCUCUGGCUGGUAGUGGAAUUAUGCACAGGUGGUUCUCUAGAAUCUGUUAUUGCUCAAGAUGAACAUCUACCUGAAGAUGUAGUGAGAGAAUUUGGUGUUGAUAUGAUUACUGGUUUAUACCAUAUUCAUAAGCUUGGAAUUAUCUUUUGUGAACUGACACCAGGAAAGAUUCUGCUAGAAGGGCCUGGCACUUUGAAAUUCAGUAACUUUUGCUUGGCUAAAAUGGAUGGUGAAAACCUGGAAGAAUAUUUUGCUUCAGUUGCAUCUGAAGAGGUUGAAGGAGAUGCCAGUGAAAGCACACCACAAAGAUACCUGAAAAAUAGAUUUCGAGGCUCUCCUUUAUAUGCAGCUCCAGAAGCAAUAAAGGGAGAAGACUUCUCCAAAGCCAGUGAUCUAUGGUCCUUGGGAUGUAUACUUUAUGAAAUGUUCGCAGGAAGACCACCAUUCUUCUCAAACAGCUUUUCUGAAUUAAUUGAAAAGAUUUUACAUGAAGAUCCAUUGCCACCUACACCAAAGGUUUCUGCUUUUCAGAAGCCUUCUGCUGAGUUCAUUAGUUUACUUGAUGGGUUGCUUCAAAAGGAUCCUCAGAAAAGGCUGAAUUGGACAGACCUAUUGCAGCAUCCAUUCUGGAAAGGAUCCCUUAGCCAUUGUGGUGAUGAUUCUAGAGACGCAUGCUCAAGCAGUGAAGACACAGAGUCAUCAGUGUCUUGUAGUGCCAAAGAGCCAGUGGAUACGGCUGAAAACCCAGAUAAUCUGUCAUCCUCAAGAACAGAUAACGUACCAAGCAAUUCUUUUAAAACAGAAACUCAGCCUGAAUUGCGCCCAAAAAAUGUGGUUGAUGGUGAACCAAAAGAAUCCAUAUUUCUUCUCAGUUCUCGUCCAACACCUAGAACUAGCACUGCAGUAGAAGUAAGUGAUGCUACUACUGUCCCAAUCCAGAAUUCUCCACAAAGAAAUUCAUGCUUGGAAAAGGCUAAAAAUACAUGCUCAAGUCAGCAGGAUAUGGAGUCAACACUGAAAGAGCUCAUUUACACUGAAUCUGAUCUUAUCAUAACACCAAUCAUUGACAAUCCAAAGAUAAUGAAGCAAGUACCAGUUAGAUUUGACUUGAAAACUUCACAUAUACCAAUGUAUUCAGCUGAGAAGUUAUCAUCUAUGAAGGAUGUGGACUGGAAUGACUUCUUGCAACGAGUAUGUUUAAUGCUUGGUUCUCCCGAGAAGAAUACAGGAGCAGCACGUUCUAAGUUGAACUUCCUGUGCUAUCUGUGUACUGUGGCUGUCCACAAGGAGAUUGCAAACAGGCUUAUGAACUCUCAGCUGUUUCCUAUAUUGAUACAGCAGCUGCGUGCAGCCGCCAACUGGGAUAUACGUGUCAAAGUUGCUCGACUGAUCGGUUUACUGGCAUUACACACAUCGGAACUUGGUGAAAAUGUACCUGUUUCUGAGGCAAUUACACUUUUAACUGAACUCAUCAGAGAGAACUUCAGAAAUAGCAAGUUGAAACAAUGCCUUCUACCAACACUUGGGGAGCUUCUUUACCUCAUAGCCAAUGAGGAGGAAAAGAGGGAGCACCCCAGAGGAUGUUGGGUUGUUCCCUCAGCUGCUUAUACUGUGCUAAUGAGGUGUCUUCGGGAAGGGGAAGAUCGGGUCGUGAACCAUUUGGCAGCAAAGAUAAUUGAAAACGUUUGCACUACUCUCUCUUGCCAUGCACAAGGAUUUAUUACAGGAGAAGUUGGACCUAUCUUGUGGUACCUUUUCACACAUUCUACAGUAGAUUCUUUGAAGAUAACUGCUAUUUCGGCUUUAUGCAGAAUUACUCGUCGCUCACCUAAUGCUUUCCAGAGUGUCAUUGAAAAAGUGGGAUUACCAGCUGUACUAAAUUCCUUGGCAAAUGGAAUAUCCAAAAUUCAGCAGUACAUGCUCACCAUGUUUUUGGCAAUGCUGUCAUGUGGGAUUCACCUACAGAGGCUGGUUCAAGAAAAGGAUUUUGUGACUACAAUUACUCGUUUGCUUGAAAGUCCUUCAACCUUUAUUCGAGCAAAAGCCUUUCUGGUCCUGCUACAAGUUCUAGUUAAUAACAGAGAGACAUUGCUACUCACUUGUCAAGCAAGACUCGUGAUGUAUAUUGAAAGAGACAGCAGAAAGACCACACCAGGAAAAGAGCAGCAAGGCAGCAGUGAAUACCUGUCAAAAUGCCUGGAUCUUCUCAUAUGUCACAUUGUGCAGGAGCUGCCAGGAAUUCUAGGUGACAUUCUCAGUGCCUUAACGAAUGUCUCUGGACGGAAACACCCAUCAACAGUUCAGGCCAAACAGCUGAAGAUGUGCCUUCCUAUGAUGCCUGUAGUGCUGCAUCUUGUGACAUCCCAGAUAUUUCGUCACCAGAUAGUCACAGAGGAGUUUCUUUUCGACUAUGGGACCUUACUUAAUUUGAUCAGAUCGAUAGAUUCAGGAGAAACAAACUUGGAUGGAGCAAUAGGACAAGCUGCAUCAGAAGAAUUCAUUAAAACUACUUUAUCCACCUUGGAAGCAGUAACGCAGCAUCCUGUCUUGUUGACAGCCCAUCGCUUGACUGUUGAAGACUGUAUCCUUCCACCACUAGUUUCUCUGGUCCACAGUCAGAAUGUGGAAUGGAGACUCUUCAGCUUGCGGUUGCUCGCAGAAACCACAUCACUGCUUUUAAACGACGAGGUCAUGGCUGAGGAGAAAGGGGAGAGCCUUGACUCCAACAGCAAGCUUCUGUCUCUCAUUAGAGAUUCAUUGCUGCCUCAGUAUCAGUACAUUUUGAUGGCUCCAGACCCAGUACCAAUGUAUGCUCUGAAACUCUUGGUGGCCCUGACUGAGCACAGACCAGCUUUUGUGAGACUUGUGGAAGAAGUCCAACUUUUUCCAGUUCUUUUCCAAGUCAUAUUGGAACACCAAGACGGUAUCCUUGGGAAUACAAUGCAAACUGUAAUUGCCUUAUUGAAUACCGUGGUUGCUAACAAAAACACAAACAUGAUGUUACUCUUUGAAGAAGGACUGGUUCAUCAUAUCUGUAGUCUCCUAACAGAAACUGUGGCUCUGUACUUGGAGGCAGAUGAUAAAAGCAGCACCAAGACAGUGAAUGCACCGCUUCUGUCCUUGCUUGACAUUUUGCACUGCAUGCUGAUGUAUACAGCCAACAUUGUGCGCCAGACUUUACAGGCACAGAAAUCUGGCACAGGAGGGGACACACAGGCUGCUGAAGAGCUUCUGCUUAUCAAUAAACCCCUGACGGACCUAAUUAGCCUGCUUAUUCAACUGCUUCCCAGUGAAGAUACUGAAAUAUUUGGGAGCGCCUCACAGUGCUUAUCACUGCUGGUUCAGCUCUAUGGAGGGAACGGUCAGGAGAGCAUGUCUCCGGAAAACAUGGACAGCCUUGCUGAAGUACUGAAGUCCAGAAAAGAUACACAACAACUGAAGCUUUUGUUGAGAAUUGUGAAGAGACUGAUAACUUCAAACGCGAAGCGCUCGGAGAGCCUGAAGAAUGAUGGUGAUGCUCUUCUCCAGACCCUGGAGAGCCUGGCCCGCACUGCCAGCUCUCACGCUGAUGUUGCUGUGGCUUCCUUGGCAUCUGAAAUUCUGAGGAUGGUGGGACAUGAGAGUAUCAAGAGCACCAAGUGACGCGGUUGUGCCUGAAACGCACAAGCUGCGUGUGAUGCUGAGCACCUCGGUCCUGCAGGUGCACCCCCAGAUGAGCAGAGCAGCCCCAAGUAACGC